GUAACACAGGUGAUCUAAAUGAGGACGCGCUUUCUGAAAGAAUGCACAGCUUUGAGGGUGUGUGGAUGUGAUCCACUGAUACCCUGAACCGGUUCUUUGUUCCCCUGUUGAACUAAAACUUCCCCUGAAAUCAGAGCAGCAUGAAUAUGUUCAGAAGAGAAAAAGGCUCAACAGCCCCAUCUCCGGUGGUCCCACCUAGACCCAGCCAGGAGGAUCUAGAGAACCCCAUCACGCACAGCCAGAACAAACAGGAUGCAGGAACGGCUGCAGCCUCACAGAGGACCGGGGUGAUGGGAGUUAUGCAGAAGGUCAACCCGUUCAAGUCUACCUCUCAGGCCCCGUCUGCAGUCAGCAAAGCUCCUUCUGCAGAAUCACUAGAACAGCGAACAGACUCCACACAGAGGACCGGGGUGAUGGGAGUUAUGCAGAAGGUCAACCCGUUCAAGUCUACCCCUCAGGCCCCGUCUGCAGUCAGCAAAGCUCCUUCUGCAGAAUCACUAGAACAGCGAACAGACUCCACACAGAACCCUGGCGUGCUGAAAGGGGUCAUGCAGAAAGUCAACCCUUUCAAGUCCACCUCCCAGGUCUCAAAAGCGCCAUCUUCAGAGUCACUGGAACAGGGAAAGGCUUCAGACUCUAAUCAGAAUCCUGGUAUGUUGAAGGGGAUGAUGCAGAAAGUCAACCCGUUCAAGCCUUCCACACAGGCGCCAAAGAGCGAUCCUCAAAACGAUUCUGCACAUCCGCCAGAGACAGAAAAGGAGCUUCAAGGCAAACAGAAUCCAGGGAUGAUUGCAGGAAUGAUGCAGAAAGUCAACCCAUUCAAAUCCUCACAGCCAAAGGACACGCAGCCUCUGCACAGCGACCUCUCCUCCAGCGAUGGAAGCUUGGCCGACAAUAACAACUUGCCAGAGAAGCAGAACCCUGGGAUGUUCAAAGGGAUGAUGCAGAAAGUAAACCCCUUUAAGUCUUACACACAGAUGCCAGACGACGAAUGUGAGACAGACUCUGCGGUUUCCAGCACAGCUUCCUCAUUCAAGACACAGGAAUCCAAAAUGAGUCAAAGCGAGCACUCCACCAGCUCUGAAAGCUUGGACGACAGCGCCAUAGAGAGACAUUCUAUCUGGUAUACUGAUGCCGACACCAGCUGUGAGGUGAAAAGCCAGCCGACGGAGGCACCGAAGAAAAGAACUAUGACUUUCAGAAUAAAGCGGAUCCUGCCCAGCGCACUGUUCGGGUCCGGCACAAAGGACUCUGCAGCAGCACCACCUGACGCUCCCCAGGAAACAGUUGAAGUUCAGGCGCUCGAGAUGGCUGAAGUACCAGUGCCCAGUGAAGGAACAGUCCUGGACCCUCUAGACGAUGAGGAAGGCCUUUUAGCGUGGUGGAGAACAGUCGAGGGCUGGGAUGAGUGGAAUGAGGCAAAUCAGAAUGAUGAAGCUGAAGAAGUGGUGGAACACGCAGCUGAUCGCGUCUUCAUGGCAGCUCGUCUUUUUGUUCGCUUCUUCAACCAGCGUGGCGCCUCGCUGCAGCAGCGUAUCCUGGAGCUGCUCGCUUUGGCCGAUUCAGCUGACAUUUUCCAUAAGAAAACGGUCACGGCCAGCGUCGGCGGCGGGGUGGCCAGCGUCGCGGGCUCGAUCACUACCAUUACCGGCCUCAUCCUGGCGCCCUUCACGGCGGGAACGUCGCUCAUCGUCACCGCCGUGGGCAUCGGCGUCGCCACAGCAGGCGGGGUGACGUCUGCUUCGGCCAACAUCACAGACACCGUCCAUUCAAAGACGGACCGCAAGAAGGUGGAGAAGAUGAUCCAAGACUACCAGGAGGAGAUGAAGGACAUCAAGGAGUGCCUGGAGUUUUUGCAGCAAGGGAUGGAGACACUUGAAGAGUGGAACUUCGAGCAGUACACUGAGAGCAUCUCAAAGAAGCACCUCAACCAGAACGUCAAACAUGUAAUGAAGGAGGGCGGCCGGGCCGGCAAGGCUUUGCUGAUCAACACAGAGAGCCUGAUUAGUACCGUUCAGGUCCUCAGUGUCGCAGGAGGCGCUGCUAAAGCUGCCCAGGUGAUGAGCGUUACCACUGGAGUCAUGUCAGGCCUCUUCUUGGCUCUCGAUGUCUUUUUCCUGGCCAAGGACUCCAUGGAGCUGAAAAAGGGCGCGAAGACGGAAUUUGCGACGAAGAUCCGUGAAGUUUGCAAGGACCUGCAGGACGGGCUGCUGGAGCUGAACCGCAUCAAGGAAGAGCUGCAGAAAACCAUGGAUGGGAUAGAGGUGGAGGUAGAGGAGGAGGAGGAGGAAGAUAAUGAGGAGCUGUUGAAGUCUGAACUGAAGAAGCUUGUUGAGCUUGAAGAAUGAAGGACAGCGGUUCAAAAACCAAAGGCCUCACUGUCUUAACCCUAAAACUAGUGUCCAUUUAAAAAUGUAGUUUUAGCUGAAUCGAUGCUGCAGUUUUGGUAGUUUUUACAAUCUUUCAAUUGUUACUGUUUCUUCCAAGAGCUAUUUUGUAGUAAUAUUUUAAAUAUUUAUAUUAUUUAAAGUAGUCAUUCUAAUGAAAUGUGCUAAAGCAAAACUUGCUGUAUUGUCAUUUGUUGAAAUAAUGCCAGUUUCUUCAAUAAAAGUGGUUUCCUGCUUAUUUUCCAUUACACUACAUUUCUCAGUUAAAGGAAUGGUAGGAGCUCAAUACCCAACCAAUUAGUAGAGGGAGGGGGAAAAAUGUAAGCACGGGAUUCAGGGGGUGGACGAGGCGUCAGCGUCUUGUGUUAAUAAUGCACACAUGAAGGAGAGAAAAUGUCGAAAGCCCUGCCUGUCUGCCUUUUGGAGUUUCCGUUGAUGAAUUCCUCCUGUCACUGGCUGUUUACAACCAACAAGUGAAUUAUAUACCCAGCGCUAGCUACAAAGCAUGACAGCUGUGGCAGGUAGCCAAAAAAGGUAUCACGUACCUUGGAAAUAACUGAGGUCAUGGAAAAAGAACCAAAACACUUUGUUAAUGUUGGGGCUGAACGACUUCAGACAUCGCAAUGUUACGUAAUUCUCAAAUUGCAAAAGUGUUUUUUUUU
Messenger RNA from Chelmon rostratus (copperband butterflyfish), 3049 nucleotides. RefSeq lists its product as uncharacterized. Lineage: Eukaryota; Metazoa; Chordata; Actinopteri; Chaetodontiformes; Chaetodontidae. Gene Ontology annotation, molecular function: lipid binding. The record is from RefSeq and is a predicted model, not a curated record. The coding region runs from base 141 to 2348 and encodes 735 amino acids. Gene Ontology annotation, cellular component: membrane; extracellular region. Gene Ontology annotation, biological process: lipoprotein metabolic process; lipid transport. The transcript is spliced from 24 exons.